Messenger RNA from Suncus etruscus (white-toothed pygmy shrew), 2986 nucleotides. RefSeq names its product ras homolog family member T1 (gene RHOT1). Gene Ontology annotation, biological process: small GTPase-mediated signal transduction; mitochondrion organization. The record is from RefSeq and is a predicted model, not a curated record. Gene Ontology annotation, molecular function: GTPase activity; calcium ion binding; GTP binding. The transcript is spliced from 20 exons. Gene Ontology annotation, cellular component: mitochondrial outer membrane. NCBI's taxonomy places the organism in Eukaryota, Metazoa, Chordata, Mammalia, Eulipotyphla, Soricidae. Bases 2 to 2020 code for a protein of 672 amino acids.
CAUGCGUGCGGGCCGAGCGCGGCCCCUCCGAGCCGGCGCCAUGAAGAAAGACGUGCGGAUCCUGCUGGUGGGAGAACCUAGAGUUGGGAAGACGUCACUGAUUAUGUCUCUGGUCAGUGAAGAAUUCCCAGAAGAGGUUCCUCCCCGGGCAGAAGAAAUCACCAUUCCAGCUGAUGUGACCCCUGAGAGAGUUCCAACACACAUCGUAGAUUACUCUGAAGCAGAACAAAGUGAUGAACAACUACAUCAAGAAAUAUCACAGGCUAAUGUCAUCUGCAUAGUUUAUGCUGUUAAUAACAAACAUUCUAUUGAUAAGGUAACAAGUCGAUGGAUACCUCUCAUAAAUGAAAGGACAGACAAAGACAGCAGGUUGCCUUUGAUACUGGUUGGGAACAAAUCUGAUCUGGUGGAAUAUAGCAGUAUGGAGACCAUCCUUCCUAUUAUGAACCAGUACACAGAGAUAGAAACCUGUGUGGAGUGCUCAGCAAAAAACCUGAAGAACAUAUCUGAGCUAUUUUAUUAUGCACAGAAAGCAGUUCUUCAUCCUACAGGGCCCUUGUACUGCCCGGAGGAGAAAGAGAUGAAGUCAGCCUGUAUAAAAGCCCUUACUCGAAUAUUUAAAAUAUCUGAUCAGGAUAACGAUGGUACUCUCAAUGAUGCUGAACUCAACUUUUUUCAGAGAAUUUGUUUCAACACUCCAUUAGCUCCUCAAGCUCUGGAAGAUGUCAAGAAUGUAGUGAGAAAACAUAUAAGUGAUGGCGUGGCAGACAGUGGAUUGACGCUGAAAGGUUUUCUUUUUUUACAUACACUUUUUAUCCAGAGAGGGAGACAUGAAACCACUUGGACUGUGCUUCGAAGAUUUGGUUAUGAUGAUGAUCUGGAACUGACACCUGAAUAUUUAUUUCCCUUAUUAAAAAUACCUCCUGAUUGCACUACUGAAUUAAAUCAUCAUGCAUAUCUGUUUCUCCAGAGUACCUUUGACAAGCAUGAUUUGGAUAGAGACUGUGCUCUGUCGCCUGAUGAGCUUAAAGAUUUGUUUAAAGUUUUCCCUUAUAUACCUUGGGGACCAGAUGUCAAUAAUACAGUUUGCACAAAUGAAAGAGGAUGGAUAACGUACCAGGGAUUUCUUUCCCAAUGGACGCUCACCACCUAUUUAGACGUGCAACGAUGUCUGGAGUAUUUGGGCUAUCUAGGCUAUUCGAUUCUGACUGAGCAAGAAUCUCAAGCUUCAGCCAUUACAGUAACAAGAGAUAAAAAGUUAGACCUUCAGAAAAAACAAACCCAAAGAAAUGUGUUCAGAUGUAAUGUAAUUGGGAUGAAGAACUGUGGGAAAAGUGGUGUUCUUCAGGCUCUCCUUGGAAGAAACUUAAUGAGACAGAAGAAAAUUCGUGAAGAUCAUAAAUCCUACUAUGCGAUCAACACUGUUUAUGUGUAUGGACAAGAGAAAUAUUUAUUGUUGCAUGAUAUCUCGGAAUCGGAAUUUCUUACUGAGGCUGAGAUCAUUUGUGAUGUUGUGUGCCUGGUGUAUGAUGUCAGUAACCCCAAAUCCUUCGAAUACUGUGCCAGGAUUUUUAAGCAACACUUUAUGGACAGCAGAAUACCUUGCUUAAUCGUAGCUGCAAAGUCAGACCUGCAUGAAGUUAAACAAGAAUACAGUAUUUCACCUACUGAUUUCUGCAGAAAACACAAAAUGCCUCCACCACAAGCCUUCACUUGCAAUACUGCUGAUGCACCCAGUAAAGAUAUCUUUGUUAAAUUGACAACCAUGGCCAUGUACCCCCAUGCCCGGUUACGCUGUAUGUGCGCCUGCAACAGGUGUACAUUUUGCAUCUGUCAGAACUUCCUCAACUCAGACUUGCUGCAAUCUGUAAAGAACAAAAUCUUCACUGCAGUUCUUAACAGGCACGUGACACAAGCUGACCUCAAGAGCUCCACGUUUUGGCUUCGAGCAAGUUUCGGUGCUACUGUGUUUGCGGUUUUGGGCUUUGCUAUGUACAAAGCAUUAUUGAAACAACGAUGAUUAAAAAAAUACUGGCCCUACCAAAAAAAAUUAAUUUUGUGUACAUUCUGAAUGCUUUAAAUUCCGCUAGAAAUAUUGAGAUAUUUAUACAUGCAGAGUUACUUUAUUAAUAUUUGUAAUUCAUGCAUAAGAGUAUUUUAAUGAUAGUUAUAACUUCAGUAUUGGCUAACAUACAGAAAGAAAACAGCUUCACAGCCAAACUAAAAUGGCUAAAUUUCAGAGGCCAAAAGGGACUAUUUUGUAAAUAAUGUACAUAUUCAGGCAAGAUAUGGUCUCCCAAACUGAGUUCUAGAAAGUAUGUUUCUAGACAUUUCAUGGUAUUUAGUGCGCAGUUGGCUCAUGCCUAGGUUUAAGUCAGCUCGGAGAUUACAUUUACUCAUGGAUCACUUAUUUAUUUCACAUUUACUCCAAAUGAUCCUUCGGGUUCUUUAGGCACAACUUGCCGUUUUUCUCUCCAUUUUUAAAAAUAAACGAAUCAGUGUCUGCUUACCAGCGCAGUUUUCUGUUAGUCACGUAACGGUAGGCCAGCCAUGAAGCCAUCGUACCUGGGACCAGUGCAGCCUGCGGGGCUCUCCCAUCCAGCAGGAGUAAGCCCCAGGCCAUUAGCAGAGGUGUCACCUAUGAGAUUAUGUUGCUUCCUUUGUCAGUAUGUUGAAUUUUAUAGCCCUUUCAAUCAGAUGAGGAAAACAAUUUGUAUAUUAUCAAUGUUUUUAGUUUAAAUAAACAGUCAUCAUUACUAUUAAAUUUCUUCCCAAAGUGUAAAUCCUUCUAUAAUGGCUGUGUCUAUUAUAGUAUGUCACAGUAAUUGCAUGUGUAAUAAAGUGUUCUAUAUCUGGCUAGGAUAACCUAGAAGCAGCACUUUUUUAAUGGUAAAAUAAAUCUAAUGAAUAUAAACUCAUGAUAAACCUAUUUUUUCCAUCAUUGACCUUUUCAAGUAUUUAAAUAAAUAAUUGCUGUGUACUGUGA